AUGGCCGCAUCCUUCGUCAACGCCUCCUGUUUCGCUCGAAUACCCAUUAAUGCUUACUCAUCUGGACUUGAGUCGAGCUGUAUUUGCAGAUCGAAGCCUUUUAGUGAAAAUAAUGAAUGGCUGUUCACAGCUGCAGGUAAGAUUGCUUGGAAAGAUUUCUUUGAAAUAGGUUUCACUUUUUGGGACGGAGAACAUUAUUCUUUCCAAGGUAAUAUUGAAGUACAUUGGCUUUUACAGGCGUUAUCAAUGGAAGGGCAGGAUAUGGGUCAGGACGCGCCCACAAUUUGUUUUGCAAUUAGCUGUAAUCCUGCUCUAACUCGCCUUGAUCUUUCAAUGACAAUGGGAAUAAAUGCUGCUUGCGCGCGGCUAAUAUCUAAAGGCUGUGUAAUUCUUCAACAUUUCAAUCUCUCAUGGAGCAGCUUGGACCAAGAGGCAGUGCUCGCUUUCUGCUCAAAUUUACCGUCCACGGUGACAAGGUUGAAUAUGGCAGGAACCUUGAACAAAUCGGCUCUCGAUGACAAUGCGGUAGAGCGGCUUACCGCAUCUUGUCCGAAUUUAAAGGAGUUGGAUUUGUCUGAUAACAUUGUCGUGACAGAAAGAGGUCUUCAAGCCCUCAACUCUCUGCCUCAAUUAGAAUCGCUAUCUCUAAAUAGAUGCUAUGGAAUACCUCCGAUGAAUUUUUUGCUCUGUGGUCAUCUAUGCGUUUUAAAUGUCUUUGGAUGUAUCACAGAUUCAGGGUUGAUAGCUUUGAGGAAUGGGCUGGCAGAUACCGAGGUGAAUGGUAACGUUUUCAACUACAUCGCGAAGCCAACUGUUCCGCCUGCUGUAACCAGCAUAUGGGGACAGCGUACAAAAGAUUUUUACUAA
This is a messenger RNA of Haemonchus placei, 867 nucleotides long. Lineage: Eukaryota; Metazoa; Nematoda; Chromadorea; Rhabditida; Trichostrongylidae. The record is from the annotation of a GenBank genome assembly.